Molecule: messenger RNA, 1278 nt
Organism: Cyprinus carpio (common carp)
Lineage: Eukaryota; Metazoa; Chordata; Actinopteri; Cypriniformes; Cyprinidae
Product: tetratricopeptide repeat protein 19, mitochondrial-like
Exons: 7
Coding region: 4-837 (277 amino acids)
Biological process (GO): mitochondrial respiratory chain complex III assembly
Cellular component (GO): mitochondrial inner membrane
Molecular function (GO): protein binding
Source: RefSeq, a predicted model, not a curated record
AGCAUGAUGAUUGGAGAACUGGAUACUGCCAGUGGUUUCUUACACAAAGCUGUUCACCUGGCACAUCAGAUGUUUCUCACUGACUCAGUACUUUACAUUAGAGCGUACAUCUGUAGUGAACAUCAGCAUGAAAAUGCUGAGAAGCUGUUCAAAGCAGCCAUGAGUUUUAUUCUGUCAGGAGGAACACCACAGGAUGACAAUGCAGUGAUUGUGAUGUCGUUGAAGCUGGCCAGCAUAUAUGCCACUCAAAACAAGAACGAAUUGGCAGAGCAUGGCUUCCAGUUCUGCACAGAGUCUUUAAAGGCCAAGAUUGAGAAACAAAAGGAGUUUCCUCCUGAAAGCCUGUCAGAUGAGGAGCGCAAAGACACCAGGUUGCUGCUCGGUCUUAGUCUGGAUACAAGGGUGCGUUAUUUGGCAGCUAAUCAUCGUUUCACAGGUGCCUGCAGAGAUUAUCAGCACGCGCUGCAGACCUGCCAGGAGGAGCAGGGAGAGUCCCAUCCACAGUCCCUGGUUCUGAUGAGCGAUCUGGCGACCGUGUUGGACCUGCAAGGGAAGCAUGAUGAGGCUCUGGCUCAUGUGAAGAAGGCAGUUGAGCUUGGACAGGCAGCGGGUCACCCUGAUCAACAUGUGCUGAUUCCAAUAUUUAAUAUAUUUUUUAUAAAUAAAAAGUCAGGGGAGUUUGAGGAGUCUGGUAAACUGUACCAGGAAGCUCUGGCUCUGGCACGAACUGCAGGAGAUGGAGAGGCCAUAGAGCAGCUUCAGGAGGGGCUGAAAGAGCUGGCCAGCAGGAGAGACGGGCAAACGGAGAGCAAACAGGAACAGGAGCUUAAAGAAUGAUCCAAAAGAUGCCUGUGCGCGCACACACUCCUGGAAGUAUAAUAUACUUCAGUUGAGCACAACAUUUAGACAAAUAAUUCAGUGUUGUUCAACAGUAUGUUCAACAAUAUCAUCCUUAGCAGGACCAUAAUCCUCCAGCCAUGAAUAAUUGUAACAUUCACAUUUUAAAAACCAUUCAAACAAAACAAUUCAACAGUGCACAACAUACAUUGUCUAAUGCCCUUUUUAUACAUUCCCUCCCAUUAGACUUAUUUUUUAGUAUUGCUCUAAGACUGCAAUAAAUUAUUCCUCUGUAAAACAGAAUCAGGGAAGAUAAUAAGAGACUGAUGACAGUUCAGUUCAUCACUGGUCUUUUGAUAUUGUGCAAUGAAACAUGUAAGAAUCUUAUUUAAAGCCAACUUGUGUUGGUGUGUUUAAUGUAAGAAGCGAUUUAAUAAACAU